UUAUUUAUUUAUAAAAAUAGAACAAAGCCUCGUUCUUCGUAAUUACCUUCUCACUCUACUUAACGCCUGCCUCUCUCGUCUGCUUCUGAUUCGUUCUUCUUGCAUCGGUUGAUUCGCUUCUUCUCCAAUGGCAUCGGACAAGAAAAUUAACAUCGGGAUCAAUGGUUUCGGAAGGAUUGGCCGUUUGGUUGCGAGAGUUGCUCUACAGAGGGACGAUGUCGAGCUUGUUGCUGUUAACGAUCCGUUUAUUUCCACUGACUACAUGGUUACUAUUAUCAUAGUUUUGAUUCGAUUGGUGCUUUUUUGUUAUAUUUUUUCCGGACUAACCGAUGUUUCUGUUUGGAUCUGGGAACAGACAUACAUGUUCAAAUACGACAGUGUUCAUGGUUUGUGGAACAAGCAUGAGUUGAAGGUCAAGGACGAGAAGACACUUCUUUUCGGUGAUAAACCAGUCACUGUUUUCGGAAUCAGGAACCCAGAGGAUAUCCCAUGGGGCCAGACCGGUGCUGAUUUUGUUGUCGAGUCAACUGGAGUUUUCACCGAUAAGGACAAGGCCGCUGCCCAUUUGAAGGGUGGUGCAAAGAAGGUGGUCAUUUCUGCUCCAAGCAAGGAUGCACCAAUGUUUGUGGUGGGUGUGAACGAGAAGGAAUACAAACCCGAGCUUGAUAUUGUUUCCAAUGCUAGCUGCACCACCAACUGUCUUGCUCCCCUGGCCAAGGUUAUCAAUGACAAGUUUGGAAUUGUUGAGGGUCUCAUGACAACUGUGCACUCCAUGACUGCCACUCAAAAAACUGUUGAUGGUCCAUCAAUGAAGGACUGGAGAGGUGGAAGAGCUGCUUCCUUCAAUAUCAUUCCCAGCAGCACUGGUGCUGCCAAGGCCGUGGGAAAAGUUCUGCCAGAACUUAAUGGCAAAUUGACUGGUAUGGCUUUCCGUGUUCCAACUGUGGAUGUUUCAGUGGUUGACCUCACUGUAAGGCUUCAGAAGGAGGCUACCUAUGAGGAUAUCAAAGCUGCCAUUAAGGCGGAAUCCGAAGGCAAUCUUAAGGGUAUCUUGGGUUAUACUGAAGAUGAUGUAGUGUCCUCUGACUUCAUUGGUGACAGCAGGUCUAGCAUAUUUGAUGCUAAGGCUGGCAUUGCUUUGAGCAAGAACUUUGUUAAACUUGUCUCAUGGUACGACAACGAGUGGGGCUACAGUACACGUGUGAUUGACUUGAUCUCUCACAUGGCCAAGACCCUGGCUUGAAGACGUCACCAAUGAAUGAUAUGAUCUCAUUCAAGCUUGUUUUAAUUUUGUUGGGGGUUUUAGGAUGAGAUGUUCCAUCUGCAGGAGAUUGAAUAAAGACUGUGGUGCGUCUCUAUCCUUUUUGUAUGUUUCCGGUAUUUUGCAUCUUUUUGGAAUUUCGGCUGUAAAAUUCACUGGGAAUCCCAGUUUCUGGAGUAGUUUGAAAUGCAAAUUGGAACAAUGUUUUUUUCACUUA
This is a messenger RNA of Tripterygium wilfordii, 1478 nucleotides long. RefSeq names its product glyceraldehyde-3-phosphate dehydrogenase, cytosolic. The transcript has 11 exons. Bases 128 to 1243 code for a protein of 371 amino acids. Gene Ontology annotation, molecular function: NAD binding; oxidoreductase activity, acting on the aldehyde or oxo group of donors, NAD or NADP as acceptor; NADP binding. The record is from RefSeq and is a predicted model, not a curated record. Gene Ontology annotation, biological process: glucose metabolic process. Lineage: Eukaryota; Viridiplantae; Streptophyta; Magnoliopsida; Celastrales; Celastraceae.